This is a messenger RNA of Paracoccidioides brasiliensis Pb18, 732 nucleotides long. RefSeq lists its product as uncharacterized. Gene Ontology annotation, molecular function: ATP binding; protein kinase activity. The record is from RefSeq and is a predicted model, not a curated record. The transcript has a single exon. Gene Ontology annotation, biological process: protein phosphorylation. Bases 1 to 732 code for a protein of 243 amino acids.
AUGCGGGUUAUUAGCGUGGAAAAAUUUGAACCACUCCACCUGCGAAAGUCAUGGAUGAGUGAUCUUUCUCAUGGCGUCGCUUUUCUCGAGUCCCUAAACCUUGCGCAUGGUGAUCUCAGACCUGAGAAUAUUCUGCUUGACCGCAAUCGCCUUAAGCUUUCAGAUUUUGACAGCACCACUCACAUUGGAUCACAAUUCGAAACUUGCAUUGUACCAUACGGUCGACUGGUUGGUAGUGAAGGUGGGCCCUUCCAAGGAACUGCAGGCCUGCUUGGCCCGCGAACUGAGCAAUUUGCCCUUGGUUCAUUAUUCUAUCUAAUAAAUUAUGGAUUUGAGGUUUAUGGUGAUCAAUGUUUUGGCGAUGAUCCCUCUGGUAAGGAGCAUGGGCCUCUUGUCAUGGAUCUGCUACAAAUGAUGAUAUUUCCAGAUUUGAACCAGGUGCCAAUGAUUGACUCCAUAAUCAGAAGAUGCUGGUUCGGCGAGUACAAGACAGUGGCAGAAUUGGCAGCAGAUACAGAAAAGCUAUGCAGUAUAGGCAGUGAGACUUCCGGAGACAAUAUUGAAGGGGUUAAGUGUUCGGCACCCAUAUCUGUGGAUGACUUCUUAUCACAGAGGAAAUUGUGUGAGGAUUUAGUCAGGUGUGGAAUACCUACGGCUCUCUCUUUGCAGAAUCCCCGGCAACUUGGGCUCCCAAUAAAACGAAGGCAUGUUUGUUGGGAACUACUGUGGUAG